Cladophialophora psammophila CBS 110553 is the source of this 1701-nucleotide messenger RNA. RefSeq lists its product as uncharacterized. Gene Ontology annotation, biological process: DNA-templated transcription. Bases 1 to 1701 code for a protein of 566 amino acids. Gene Ontology annotation, molecular function: DNA binding; zinc ion binding. The record is from RefSeq and is a predicted model, not a curated record. NCBI's taxonomy places the organism in Eukaryota, Fungi, Ascomycota, Eurotiomycetes, Chaetothyriales, Herpotrichiellaceae. The transcript has 2 exons.
AUGUCAGAGGUCUCUUGGAUUCAGCGUGCGUUUGAGACAGUUCGAGGACAGCAGGCCGCAAAGCCUACUACGUUGCACGCGGCAGAAAUGGAUGAGCAUCCCGCAACAACUACAGACUUUGUCUAUUUCAUGGAUGACACCAAUGUGUUGGCCAUAGAUGAGGAUUACGUGGAUCCAUCUCACUGGCCUCCUGAAAAGUCUGUGGUGAUCUUGUCCGAAGCAUUCUUUCAUUCGAUGCAGGGCGCAUUCCAUUUUGUCCUACGCGAAGAAUUUCUGCAACGAGCAUUCUCCUUUUCGGGCAAAGGAUCGACUCCGUCGUCGUGGACACAACGACGCUGGUUGUCGUUGGCGAACCUCGUGUGGGCUAUUGGGUCGAAGUGGCUACAGAUAACUGAAAUGGCCGACCAGGAUAACCACGGAGAACACUUGCUCUACUAUGCAAGGGCGCGGGCCCUGGGUCUCGACCACAGGGUCAUGUUCGAUCAUCCUGAUAUUGAGCGCGUCCAAGGCAUUGGCCUUUUGGCUUUCUACCUUUUUGUCAAUGGAUCCAUCACGCGAGCCUGGAAUACGCUAGGCCAUGCUACCCGUCAUGCCACGGCACUCGGUCUGCACUUGAGAAUAACCGAUCCGCGCGUGAGCGAAGCGGACAAGGCACGGCGAGCUCGCACAUGGUAUUCACUCUACAGCCUCGAGAUCUUGAUUGCCGAAAUUACGGGGCGGCCUAAAUCCAUAUUUUUGUCGGAUGUGACCAUACCUAUAGACCAUUUCUGGUCGGUUCCGCGAGAAGUCCAAGAAUUCUCCGGACAAGUCGACAAUCUCCAGUCGCCGGCUGGCUCGAGGAAGAUUUGGCUCGAAUACUUGAAUGCUUGCCGCAAUGCAUCCCAGAUGACCGGCGGGGUGGUCCCUUGGAAAAGUUUUGCAUCGGUAGGACGCAGCAUCCCCACUUCGUACUUGCCUCAACGACUAUAUCUCUGUCGCCUAAGUGACAAGAUUGCAUCGCAGAUGUACAGCGGGACGUCUGAAGAUUCGUGGUAUGAGGUCCAACGGAAGAUGGGCAAUUUACAGACGGAGUUGAGAGCCUGGGCCGAGAAUCUUCCUCAGGAGUUGGCUCUCCAGGGCCAGGAUCCUACGGACACGGAUCCUCGAAUCAAGAUCGAACUAGCCAUGUACUACCAGAGCGUGGAGAUGAUCCUCAACCGCCCAUGCCUCUGCGAGGUGAUUAUUGAGGACGAGUCGAUCCAUUCGAAAGAAUUCAACCGAAGUUCGGCACGCGCCUGCGUGCAUGCAGCCAUGUCCAUGUUGUCUCUGAUGCCGGACUAUCCCACUGCGCAUGAGGCAUACCAGCUGCUUCCGUGGUGGACGCUCCUCCAUUUUGUGACGCAAGCAGCAUCUGUGUUGCUGCUGGAGCUUGCUCUCGGCGCACCCCAUUUCAGGGACGAGAUACCACAGGUAGUGACAUACUUGCGCAAGGCAAUGGCAUAUCUCUGGUGCAUGAGCAACAAUUCACUGUCGUGUUACCGAGCGUGGAGGAUAUUCAGGCAACUGCUGACCGAGGUCAUGGAGCGGCAUGACGAUUUGGACAUGACCGACGUCCCUUCUGAGGCGCCGCCGCCUGCUACGUGGAAUGAAGAGCUCGAAAAGCUGACCGUGAAGUCAUUCGCGAAUCCAAAGCACGGCUUUGCAGAACCCAUGCAGCAAUAA